This is a messenger RNA of Polypterus senegalus (gray bichir), 499 nucleotides long. Its product is annotated as ubiquitin-like-specific protease ESD4. The coding region runs from base 64 to 393 and encodes 109 amino acids. Gene Ontology annotation, molecular function: cysteine-type peptidase activity. The transcript has 7 exons. The record is from RefSeq and is a predicted model, not a curated record. NCBI's taxonomy places the organism in Eukaryota, Metazoa, Chordata, Cladistia, Polypteriformes, Polypteridae. Gene Ontology annotation, biological process: proteolysis.
CAUGGCUACCUCCUCAUUCACAAGACCCUUUCCUGACUUUUCCAAAUGAUAUAGCAUCGAAAGAUGUUAUCUUCCUCCCCUCAUGGCAUCCAGGUCACUGGGCUUUGUGUGAAAAUUGCCUCUAAAAUAAUGCCAGGUAGCUGGAAAGAACCGCAGAACAAGAACCUACCCAAACAGAUUGACAGUCUGGACUGUGGGAUCUUUAUGCUCAUGUAUGCUCUCUACAUCGCCAUUGGAAGAGCAUUUGAUUUCAGCCAGGAAGACAUGCCAAAAAUUAGAAGAUGGUGGUGUCUUCUCUUACUUCACAAAGGCAACAUGAAAAGCCAAGACAUCGGUCUUCACUUUCCACACGAGAAGAAGGACAUUCAGUGUACCACAGGUAGUGCUUCGUAAUUAUCAGUUGAAAAGUUUUCUGACACUAAUUUUAUAUAUUAGAACUUCACAAAAAGACUUUGACCAACAGGUCACACAGCAGGUCUCCAGCGAGGCCUUCACUGAC